Messenger RNA from Hypanus sabinus (Atlantic stingray), 887 nucleotides. Its product is annotated as membrane-spanning 4-domains subfamily A member 15-like. The coding region runs from base 349 to 810 and encodes 153 amino acids. The record is from RefSeq and is a predicted model, not a curated record. NCBI's taxonomy places the organism in Eukaryota, Metazoa, Chordata, Chondrichthyes, Myliobatiformes, Dasyatidae. Gene Ontology annotation, cellular component: membrane. The transcript has 6 exons.
GUAGGGCCGGUCACAUGACCCCCCCCCCCCCCACCGAAGCGCGACCCAGGCGGGUAGUUGGGCCAUCACGUGACACUCGCCUCGAGCGGCACGCGACCUGCGGGGAGCGGCAACGCGCAUGCUCAGCUCCGAAAGGUGCCAACGGCGACGACGGCGGUCUUUUCGCUCCGCCAGCCUCGCUGUUCCCCCCCCCCGUUCCGUUGUAUCCGGGCGUCAGAGAACCCGACACACCGUCCCCCUUACCCACCGAAAGCCCCCCGCACACCGGCAGAGGCGGCGGCCAGCCCUGCCAAAGCUCUCUGUCUCCUGCUCUCUCACACAGAGCUUGCUUGGCUUCUGAUCGUCACCAUGUCAACAAAGGUCUUAAGCAAGGAACUGAGCUCAAUUGGGGUCGCCCAGGUCAUGCUGGGCUUCAUCCAGCUCACCUUCGGAAUCCCCUGGUACUACGUCGCCCGAGACCUCUCCGGACACGACGCAGUCACCCCCUUCUGGACUGGCAUCUGGUACAUCAUCUCAGGCGGGCUGACGACAGAAAUUAAGAACCUCUCCAACGCGUUCAAGGUGAAGGUGGUCCUGGGGACCAAUGUCAUCAGUGGCCUUGUGGCUGGUGUGGGGAUCAUUGCCUACUCCCUCUCCUUCUACCAUCGCAAGUGGAAUCACUGGGGCUACCGGCCGACAGCCCAGGUCGCCUUUGUGCUCCUUCUGCAAAUGUUCACCGUGGCGGAGCUUGUCCUGGCUGUCAUCUCAGCCGUGUUAAUCGCCCGGUACUUCUUCCGCUGUUGCAACCUCAACGCUGUCUCGGUAAGUUGAUCACACGUGCUGACAGUCCCCUUCUCUGUAUCCCCCGGGUCAGACCCACACACCGGGAGCACCGUGCACAGUUCCCG